Molecule: messenger RNA, 1638 nt
Organism: Aedes albopictus (Asian tiger mosquito)
Lineage: Eukaryota; Metazoa; Arthropoda; Insecta; Diptera; Culicidae
Product: glutamate-rich WD repeat-containing protein 1
Exons: 2
Coding region: 135-1526 (463 amino acids)
Biological process (GO): ribosome biogenesis
Cellular component (GO): nucleolus
Molecular function (GO): protein binding
Source: RefSeq, a predicted model, not a curated record
AGAAAACAUGUGCGCGUGAUUUUCGUCGGAUGAGUUGUGCGGGUGGUGCGUGAAAUUCAAACCGUUUUCGUGACGAUUUCGUGAACAUUAAAAACUGAUUUUGUGCAAGUACUGUGAAGGAAUCCGUCGUCAGAAUGUCGUCCAAAGACGAGGAACGUAUGGAAGUGGCCGAGGACCAGAACAUCGAGGAUGCCAUCAUAGCCGGCGAGAGCGAUGGCGAUGACGAUGACAACGAGCAGGAGGACGAUGCCAUGGAGAAUGAAGCGAAUGGCCAGGUUUAUUUGCCCGGUAGGAAGCUGAACAACGACGAGGAGUUGGUUUGCGAUGAGUCGGCGUACGUUAUGCUUCACCAGGCACAUACCGGUGCGCCGUGUUUGAGCUUCGAUCUGAUUUCGGAUCCUCUGGGAGAUGAUCGGGAAACGUUCCCACUGACGGCAUUUAUGGUGGCUGGAACCCAGGCUGCUAGGACACACGUCAACAGCGUGAUCGUGAUGAAGAUGUCCAACCUGCAUAGAACAUCGAAGGAGCGGAAAAACGACGAUGAUGGGGAUGAUUCGGACUCGGAGUUGAGCGACGAUGAAGAUGAGCAUGAGGAUAAGCGACCGCACAUGAACUGCGCGCUGAUUAAACACGCCGGAUGUGUGAACCGGAUUCGCGCUACAACGUUCAAUAACACGCACUAUGUGGCCACCUGGAGCGAAAUGGGACGGGUUAACAUUUACAACAUCAACGAUCAGCUGGCUGCCGUGGACGAUGAGCAGGCCUGUAAGACAUACGAAAACAACAAGGUCGGGGACGGAGUGAAGCCGGAUUUCACCUUUUCCGGUCACCAGAAGGAAGGGUUCGCCAUUGAUUGGUGUACCACGACUCGUGGAAUGUUAGCGACCGGGGACUGUCGCCGAGAUAUUCACAUUUGGCGCCCGAACGAUAAGGGAUCCUGGACCGUGGAUCAGCGGCCACUGAUUGGGCAUACGGAUUCGGUGGAGGAUAUACAGUGGAGCCCGAACGAAGCUAAUGUGCUGGCGACUUGCUCGGUUGACAAAUCGAUUCGCAUUUGGGAUUGUCGGGCGGCACCUUCCAAGGCCUGUAUGCUGACGGCGGACAAUGCUCACGAAAGUGACGUCAACGUGAUCAGUUGGAACAGGAACGAACCGCUGAUAGCUAGUGGUGGCGACGACGGUUUCUUCCACAUCUGGGACCUACGUAACUUCAAGUCGAAAUCCACCGUGGCCACGUUCAAGCACCACACCAACCACAUUACCACCAUCGAGUGGCACCCGAAGGAAUCGACCAUCCUGGCUACCGGAGGCGACGACGAUCAGAUCGCCCUGUGGGACCUUUCGGUGGAACGCGACGACGAAGAGGAACGGGUCGACCCACAGCUCAAGGACCUACCGCCGCAGUUGCUGUUCAUCCACCAGGGCCAAACGGAAAUCAAGGAACUGCACUGGCAUCCGCAGCUGAAGGGCGUUCUGUUUUCGACGGCCCACAGCGGUUUCAACGUGUUCCGAACGAUCAGUGUAUAAUAGAGUAGGUCAGUGGCAAGGAGAUUCUUUUCUCUGUUCUCCGGAUGGAUGAUGGCCAUGUCCCGUUUGUGUAACAUUUAAUAUGAAUCAAAAAUAAAAGUUAUCAAAGGAA